Molecule: messenger RNA, 786 nt
Organism: Lichtheimia ornata
Lineage: Eukaryota; Fungi; Mucoromycota; Mucoromycetes; Mucorales; Lichtheimiaceae
Exons: 2
Coding region: 1-786 (261 amino acids)
Source: RefSeq, a predicted model, not a curated record
AUGCCGCUACAGAUUAUAGGUGCUGGUUACAGUAGAACAGGUACUCUUAGCUUAUGUCAAGCGUUGGAAACAUUGGGCUUCAAGACACACCAUGGCAUGAGCGUUAUCACUGAUCCAAAGCAAGAUCCAAGCAUAUGGUGGUCAUCGUUACAACAACAGCAGCAACAGCAAUACAUGAACAAGACCAUAGUGGAUUGGGAGAAGGCUUACAAGAACUAUGAUGCAGCUGUCGAUUGGCCUACGUGUGUAUUUUACAAGGAGUUGAUGCAACAUUAUCCUGAAAGCAGAGUGAUCUUGGUGGUGCGAUCUCCCGAGAGUUGGUAUAAAUCCGUGCAACGUACAAUAUUGCCUCUGGUACGGUUAUCCCGCAAGUUCAAGGAUCGCAUGUUACCUGAACAUGUCAAGCAAGUCCGUGCCUUGUGGUUGCAAUCAUUCAUCUACAAGGAUGAACAACAAAAAGUGCCUAUGGAUGUGAAUGAGGUGUACAACUUUCUCUUUGAUCCAGCUGCUAUGCGUCAAAUGUAUAUGGAUCACAUCGAAGAUGUCAAAAGAUCGGUGCCUGCUGAGCGUUUAUUGGUCAUGACAUUGGGACGUGAUGGAUGGGAUCCUCUUUGCCAAUUUCUUGGCGUCCCAAUUCCUAAAGAUCUUCCGUAUCCUUGCAGCAAUUCAAGCGACGAUUUUUCCGAUCUUUUUUGGUCAGCCAUGCGUCAUAAAAAGAGAACAAAGAAGGCAGCAACGGCAUACAGCAUUGAAUCGCGCAAUAAUAGUAGUCGCCUUCUGAAAUAG